GUGUUUAUCACUCAGAAUCUACGCCAUUUCAAGAAGCAGUUGAAAAAGGAACAGGAAACAAAUAACAGUGAUGUUAAUGUCAUACAACAAGUUCUGUUCAUCAAAUAUUGGUAAAUACUGUAGCUAUCGCAACUUGUGGCCAGUACAUGGAGAUGGAGACCUCUGAUCUGGACACAAAUAAAGGGACCCCUUCAUCAUCAAAAUGUAAACACCAGGUAACGAGAUCCGAUUCACCCAGACCCAGCUGUGUCUCAAUGAAGAGUGACAUAUCUAUAGAUAAUCCUCCAAACUUUAAAGACGGACAUUCCAUCUCUGUAUACAGUGUUCAGCAGAAAUCAGGAGACAAAAGUAAAAAGAUUAUCAUCAGAGAUACAGGGCCUGAUGCAGAAUCUGAUGUAAAUGAAUUCCAUAAAAAGUUUAAAUUAAAUUUGCUGAAAAAAUAUCAGGAUUUAAAUGAAGCAAUAUUAAACCAGGAAAACCGAACCCUGCUGACUGAGAUUUACACAGAGCUCUACAUAACAGAGGGAGACAGUGGAGAUGUUAAUAAAGAACAUGAGGUGAGACAGAUCGAGGCAGCAUCAAGAAGAACAAUAGAGGAAACACCAAUCAAAAUCAAUGAGAUUUUGAAAAACUCAUCUGAUCAAGACAAAACCAUUAGAACCGUUCUGACAAAGGGAGUUGCUGGCAUCGGGAAAACAGUUUCUGUGCAUAAGUUCAUUCUGGACUGGGCUGAAGGGAAAGAAAAUCAGGACGUCCCACUCAUAUUUCCACUUCCUUUUAGACAGCUGAAUUUGAUGAAGGACCAGAAAGUGAGUCUGAUGGAGCUCCUUCGUGUCUGUUUUAAUCAAAAAAAAGAAACAGAAAGAUUCAGUUUCGAAAAGGUUUUGUUCAUUUUUGAUGGAUUGGACGAGUGUCGUUUCUCUUUGGAUUUCCAGAACACAAUAAGAGUGUGUGAUGUAACUGAAUCAGCAUCAGUGCCUGUGCUGCUAAUAAACCUGAUCAAAGGAAAUCUGCUCCCCUCUGCUCUCAUCUGGAUCACCUCCCGACCUGCAGCAGCUGAUCAAAUCCCCUCUGAGUGUGUCGAUCUAAUAACACAGGUACGAGGGUUCAAUGAUCCACAGAAGGAGGAGUACUUCAGAAAGAGGAUCAGUGAUCAGAGCCUGGCCAAUAACAUCAUCACACACCUGAAGUCAUUAAGAAGCCUUUACAUCAUGUGUCACAUUCCAAUUUUCUGCUGGAUUUCAGCCACUGUUCUAGAGAGAAUGUUGGGUGAAGCAGAGAGUGGAGAGAUCCCCAAGACUCUGACUCAAAUGUACACACACUUCCUCAUCAUUCAGAUAAACAUCAAAAGAGAAAAGUACUCAGAGAAUGGUGAAGAAAUGCUUCUCAAACUGGGACGACUGGCUUUUCAACAGCUGGAGAAACACAACCUGAUCUUUUAUGACGAAGACCUGAGAGAGUGUGGCAUUGAUGUGAGAGAAGCAGCAGUGUACUCAGGUGUGUGUACACAGAUCUUUAGAGAGGGGAUUGAGCUUCACCCGAGUAAAGUGUACUGCUUUGUUCAUCUGAGCGUUCAGGAGCAUCUCGCAGCUGUGUAUGUGCACCUGAAGUACAAGAGGGAAAAGAGAAAUGUUCUUGUACAGACUCAGUCUUCAGAUCUGAAAGAAAUUACAAUCUCAGAUGUCCAUAAGACUGCUAUAGAUCAGGCAUUACAGAGUGAGACUGGACAUCUAGACAUUUUCCUUCGCUUUCUUCUGGGUCUCUCACUUGAGCCCAAUCAGGAUCUCUUACAUUCAUUUGUAACACAGAUGAAAUGUAACUUAGAGAGCAAAGAGGAAACUGUUCAGUACAUUAAAAAUCAAAUCAGUAGAGAUCCUCCUACAGAGAAAUCCAUCAAUCUGUUCCACUGUCUAAAUGAACUGGGUGAUGAUUCUCUAGUGGAGGAAAUCCAACAAUACCUGAAAUCUGGAAAACAAAGUGAACUCACUUCUUCUCAGUGGUCUGCUCUGCUGUUUGUGUUACUGACAUCAGCACAUGAACUGGAGAAUUUUGACCUGAGUAAAUAUACCACCCCAGACAACAUAUCAGAUUGGGUUCUUUUGAAGAUGAUGCCUGUUAUUGCAGAAUCAAGAAAAGCAAUUAUCAAUUGUCAUACAAUGAAAUGGAGAAGCUGGACAGCUCUUGACUCAGUGAUCAGCUCAAACUCUGACAGCAAAACCUCCAAUCUGAGAGAACUGCAUCUGAGUGUGGGUACAAUUGAUCUGUCUCAGAAUAAUCUAGGUGACUCAGGAGUAAAGCAUCUCUCUGCUGUACUGGAGGAUCCUCACUGUAAAGUAGAAGCACUGAGGUUGUUUAAUUGUGGUGUCUCAGGUGAAGGCUGUGCUGCUCUGGCUUCAGCUCUAAAAUGUAACCCCUCACACCUGAAAGAACUGCACCUGUCUAAUAAUAUACUAGGAGAUUCAGGAGUAAAACAUCUCUGUGGUUUCCUGGAGAAUUCACACUGUAACCUGGAGAUAUUUGGGUUGUGUUACUGUGAUAUCUCAGAUGAAGGCUGUGCUGCUCUGACCUCAGCUCUCAGAUUAAACCCCUCACACCUGAGACAACUGGAUCUGUCUGGAAAUAAACUAGGAGACAAAGGACUGAAACAUUUCUCUGAUAUCCUGAAGGAUCCUCACUGUAAACUGGAGAAAUUGAGCACAUCCAACAGACGCUCAAUUGGACUGAGAUACAAAGAAUUUGAAGGCGGAAUCAACACCUUAAACUCUUUGUCAAGUUCCUCAAAGCAUUACUGAACAAUGUGUGCAGUGUGUCAGGGCACAUUAUCCUGCUAAAAGAGGCCACUGCCAUCAGGGAACAAGGGGUGUACUUGGUUAGCAACAUUGUGUAGGUAGGUUGUAAAUAGUAAAGUAACAUCCACAUGAAAAGCAGAACUCAAUGUUUCCCAGCCGAUCAUUGCCCAAAGCAUAACACUGCCUCCUCCAGCUCAGGUUCUUCCUAUAGUGCAUCCUGGUACAUAGUGCAUCUCCUCCCCAGGGGGUGGACUAAAUAUUGUCAUGUCUAUUCAUUGUCACCUAAGAUUACUUGUUUAUAGAUCUGUAGACCUGAGAGCAGGGGUGAGCAGAUACCAGACACAGGACCACAAAAGUAGAAGGGAAACUUGGCUUCAAGCUUCUCUGCUCUUCAAAACAACGGUGCAUUGCCUGUUAAGCACCAUGUCAAGUGUGGAGUAAGAAAUGUGUCUCUCUUGUUGUGUGUCACUAUGUUAUAUUCAUUUCCACAAUACCCCCCAGCUCCAAGCUCAUCAGAGAGUAUGACUGUUCCUCUCAACCUUUCUUGGCUACAUCUAGCAGUCCAUAAGAAGCUCAAAGGAAGUGAUGCCAGUGGAGGUCUGAGGCAUCUCUCAAAUAACACACUGGACAUAGGAAAGUGGGAAAUUUCAAUUCCAUGCCUUUUCAUGAAUUACUAAUUGCAGCAUCUCCUUCAGUUGAACCAUGCCAGCAUGCCAUUGGUCUGUGCAUGGGCCAGAUGUUUUUGACCUGUAAAACCUGUCAUAGAUCCAUAAUUUUUUUUUUUUUUUUUAAUUGCAUACCUUGGUCAUUGAGUAGAACUUUGACAUUGCUGGUGCAGUUCUCCACACUUUUGACUGGUGUGUGAACAAAUGUAUAUAAAGUUUAUGGUCAGUCUGAAGUUUAUUAUUACAUAAAACCAAUAAAACUAAAUAUAACACUGUAUA
Clarias gariepinus (North African catfish) is the source of this 3733-nucleotide messenger RNA. RefSeq names its product NACHT, LRR and PYD domains-containing protein 12-like. Bases 147 to 2792 code for a protein of 881 amino acids. The transcript has 10 exons. Gene Ontology annotation, molecular function: protein binding. The record is from RefSeq and is a predicted model, not a curated record. NCBI's taxonomy places the organism in Eukaryota, Metazoa, Chordata, Actinopteri, Siluriformes, Clariidae.